AUGAGUGUUCGCGACGCAACCCACGCCGGCUCCUGGUACUCGUCCAACAAGCAGGAUCUGGAUCGGCAAUUGACAGGGUGGUUGACCGCUGUAGGCGCCGCCACUUCAGAUGGGGAUCCGGUCCCAAUCAAUGGGUUGCGUGCUAUCAUUGCGCCACAUGCUGGAUACUCGUAUAGUGGACCGGCUGCAGGAUAUGCCUACAAGUGCAUCCAACCCGAAUUUUUCAAGCGCGUGUUUAUCCUCGGUCCUUCCCAUCAUGUCUACCUGUCCGGAUGUGCCAUCUCAAAGUGCCCCAAAUACAGCACUCCGCUCGGUGAUCUCAUUAUCGACCAUGAAGUAGUGAACAAGGCAUUGGAGAAGACAGGCCAAUUUGGAUACAUGUCCCAGGAGACCGAUGAGGAUGAACACAGCAUAGAGAUGCAUCUACCCUAUGUCUAUAAGGUUUUUGAGCACCACAUGGACAAGGUUCAAAUCGUGCCGAUCUUGGUCGGGGCAUUGACAGAGACCACAGAACGGCAGUACGGAAAACUUUUGGCACCCUAUCUCGAUGACCCUCAGAAUCUCUUUAUUGUCUCGAGCGACUUUUGUCAUUGGGGUCAACGGUUCGACUACACAUACUACGUCGACAACAAAGGCGUCGUCUCGGAUUCGAUCCGCACACUCGAUCGCGAAGGCAUGGAUAAGAUCGAACAGCAGAACCAUGCCAACUUUUGCAAGUACCUCAAAAAGACAAGGAACACCAUCUGUGGACGACAUCCCAUCGGCGUCCUCAUGGCCGCCCUUGAAGCUGAUGCGACCAACAACGGUAACAAGUACCGAACCCGGUUCGUCCAUUACGCCCAGUCCAGCGGCGCUCGAAAUGCCUCAGACUCGAGUGUCUCGUACGCGUCCGCAUUUGUCCAACAGGCACAGUAA
Messenger RNA from Gamsiella multidivaricata, 915 nucleotides. RefSeq lists its product as uncharacterized. The transcript has 7 exons. The record is from RefSeq and is a predicted model, not a curated record. Bases 1 to 915 code for a protein of 304 amino acids. Lineage: Eukaryota; Fungi; Mortierellomycota; Mortierellomycetes; Mortierellales; Mortierellaceae.